Rana temporaria (common frog) is the source of this 2136-nucleotide messenger RNA. It is a transcript of the gene CKMT1A, whose product is annotated as creatine kinase, mitochondrial 1A. The transcript is spliced from 10 exons. Gene Ontology annotation, biological process: phosphocreatine biosynthetic process. Gene Ontology annotation, molecular function: creatine kinase activity. The record is from RefSeq and is a predicted model, not a curated record. Gene Ontology annotation, cellular component: mitochondrion. Lineage: Eukaryota; Metazoa; Chordata; Amphibia; Anura; Ranidae. Bases 156 to 1409 code for a protein of 417 amino acids.
CUCAGCAAAGUAUUUAUAGGAGACUUUUCUGUUCUCUAUUCAGCACUGAGCCAGCCUGCCGAACAGGAGAGCCACCAUCCAGACUCACAUCACCGGCACCAGAUACACCGGUUCUCUUGUUCCAUCACUCUGCUAGUGCUCCAGUAUCAUCAAAAAUGGCUAGCACCUUCUCUAGAAUCCUGACAUCCAAGAAAUCGGCUGGACUCCUGGCCAUGGUCGGAGCCGGGUCAGUAGCAGCUGGAUACCUGAUGAGCAGAGAAAAACUCAGCGCUAGCGAGCAAAGAAGGAGGCUUUACCCACCAAGUGCAGAAUACCCUGACCUCCGAAAACACAACAACUGUAUGGCAAGCAACCUGACGCCAGCCAUUUAUGCCAAACUCUGUGACAAGACCACCCCAAAUGGCUUCAGCCUUGACGAAUGCAUCCAGACCGGGGUAGAUAACCCAGGACACCCCUUCAUUAAGACUGUGGGUAUGGUGGCAGGAGAUGAAGAAUGCUAUGAGGUAUUUGCAGAUAUUUUUGACCCCGUGAUAAAAGAGAGACAUAAUGGAUACGACCCAAGAGCCAUGAGACAUCCCACAGAUUUAGAUGCCAGCAAGAUUAAAGCUGGCCAUUUUGAUGAGCGUUAUGUACUGUCAUCUCGUGUUCGCACUGGAAGAAGCAUCAGAGGCCUAAGCUUACCCCCGGCAUGCACCCGUGCUGAGAGGAGGGAGGUUGAGAAGGUGGCAGCGGAAGCCCUUAAUGGCCUCAAAGGAGAGCUUACUGGACGCUACUACAGACUCAGCGACAUGACAGAUCAAGAGCAGCAACAAUUAAUAGAUGAUCAUUUCCUCUUUGACAAGCCUGUGUCCCCAUUACUGACAUCAGCAGGAAUGGCCCGAGACUGGCCUGAUGCUCGUGGCAUUUGGCACAAUAAUGAUAAGACUUUCCUCAUCUGGAUAAAUGAAGAGGAUCACACCAGGGUCAUUUCCAUGGAGAAGGGAGGAAACAUGAAGAGGGUGUUUGAAAGAUUUUGCAAAGGACUAAAGGAGGUUGAAAGGCUUAUCCAGGAGAGAGGCUGGGAAUUCAUGUGGAAUGAGAGGCUGGGAUAUAUCCUGACAUGUCCAUCUAACUUGGGCACUGGCUUGAGAGCUGGCGUUCACAUUAAACUACCUCUACUGGGCAAAGAUCCUCGCUUCUCCAAGAUCCUAGAAAAUCUUCGUCUUCAGAAGAGAGGAACAGGAGGAGUUGACACUGCCGCUGUUGGUGGCACAUUCGAUAUCUCAAACUUGGACCGCUUGGGAAAAUCUGAGGUGGAGUUGGCGCAGCUGGUCAUCGAUGGAGUGAACUAUCUGGUUGACUGCGAAAAGAGACUGGAGAAGGGACAAGACAUCCGUAUCCCAGCACCAGUGGUUCAGUUCAAGCACUAAUCCAAAGCUAUUACUGUCAUACAGCAAAAAAAAAAAAACAUAUGUGGCCUCAAGAAUGUAUAUUAAUCAUCACAACACAUCAGUAAAAUGGAACAUAAAUUAUACGUUGUGAGUCCAAGUGACUUAAUAUGGUGGACAGGAACAGCAUGCACCCUAUGGGCCUGAUUUACUAAGGGUAAGCUUGCCUGCCAGGUUGAUGAUCUCUAGUAACAUAACAAAGAUGCCUUACCCUAAUUAUUCCAAAGUGAAUGUGAUAUGUACAGAAUGAAUGUAAACGUCACAUACAGUACAUACCCAACGAAAGGUCUACGCAAACGUAAAAUCACAAAAAUGUAGCAUACAUCCUCAUUGCCAUAUCACCCCAUAUCCAAUUUUAUAUAUAUAUACACUGGUACUUGGAGGGGUUUAUUUUGAUUUAUUUACAAAAUUAUUUUUGUUACAAUUUUGAACAUAUUCCUGUUUUUACAAUUUUUUCUAAGCGUUAUGAGCUAGAAAUUCUUCAGAAUGUACUACUUAUCAAUUGCUUGCUAACUGAUCACCCACAGUAAACCACAUCAUAGAGAUCAUCAGCUAAGCCGUGUUGGCAUUGCUUACCCUCAUUGGCAGUGUGAGCUCAGAUCUAGUAAAUCAGGCCAAAUAUGUUGUACAGUGAUAUAAACAUGUUGUUGACAUCUCUGUGUAUAAAAAGCAAUUGUCACCAUGCUAAUAAAGUUCACUGCUGCCUAUA